Molecule: messenger RNA, 1781 nt
Organism: Gekko japonicus
Lineage: Eukaryota; Metazoa; Chordata; Lepidosauria; Squamata; Gekkonidae
Gene: PARD6B
Product: par-6 family cell polarity regulator beta
Exons: 3
Coding region: 212-1333 (373 amino acids)
Biological process (GO): establishment or maintenance of cell polarity; regulation of cellular localization; centrosome cycle
Cellular component (GO): apical plasma membrane; cell cortex; nucleus
Molecular function (GO): protein kinase C binding
Source: RefSeq, a predicted model, not a curated record
UUUCCGCUGGGGCUGCAGGUGCCAGGAGGAGGCAGCUGGGCAGUGGCCCCUCCCCCCUCCGCCUCGGCUGGCUCCCUGAGGUCGGGCUCGCUGCGACGGCGGCUCAGACCGAGGCGGGAGGCGGCAGGUUACGGCUGGGGGGGGGCCGCCGCCGUCGUCGUCCGCUCCUCUCCUGUCGCAUCGUCGAGCGAGCGGAGGGCUCGCCCACGGCAUGAACCGGGCGCAACGAGGCGUUGGUGGCGGAAGCCGUGGCCUCGGCAGUAUGGAAGUGAAGAGCAAGUUUGGUGCAGAAUUCCGUCGUUUUUCUCUGGAAAGGUCCAAGCCUGGUAAAUUUGAGGAGUUUUAUGGAUUACUGCAACAUGUGCACAAGAUACCCAACAUCGAUGUUUUAGUUGGCUAUACAGACAUUCAUGGAGAUCUCCUGCCUAUCAACAAUGAUGACAAUUACCACAAAGCAGUUUCUACAGCUAAUCCUUUGCUGAGAAUUUUCAUUCAACGAAAAGAAGAUGCAGACUACAGUGCCUUUGGAACGGACACCAUGACAAGGAAGAAAAAUGUCUUAUCAAAUGUAUUGCGUCCAGACAACCAUAGGAAAAAGCCACACAUUGUAAUCAGCAUGCCACAAGAUUUCAGGCCAGUGUCUUCCAUCAUAGAUGUGGACAUUCUUCCAGAAACACAUCGCAGAGUGCGGCUUUAUAAGUAUGGAACGGAAAAGCCUCUAGGAUUUUAUAUACGGGAUGGUUCCAGUGUCAGAGUGACUCCUCAUGGGCUAGAGAAAGUACCUGGGAUUUUCAUAUCCAGGCUUGUUCCUGGAGGCCUGGCCCAAAGCACGGGCCUACUGGCAGUCAAUGAUGAAGUCCUGGAGGUGAAUGGUAUAGAAGUUUCAGGGAAGAGCCUUGAUCAGGUUACGGACAUGAUGAUUGCAAACAGUCGUAAUCUGAUAAUUACUGUGAGACCAGCAAACCAGAGAAACAAUGUUGUUAGGAAUAGCCGGACUUCUGGCAGCUCAGGACAGUCUACAGAUACCAGCCUUCCAAGUUACACUCCAAAUACAGUGCCGCUCUACCAGCCAGAAGAGGAAGACAGUGAUGAAGACGAUAUCAUUAUUGAGGAUGAUGGUGAGCCCCAGCAAAUUCCAAAAGCUGCUCCUUCUAGUGAGAGUCUGAAUUCGCUGACGCAUACUGAAGCCCGUCACGAAUUGAUGCAAAAUGGCUUUAUUCCUUCUGGAGAAGCAAACUUAUAUUGUUCCUCGGGCAGCGUUAACAUGGAGUAUGAAAUACAGGAUUCGGACCGAAAGUCCUUAGAAGAAGAUGGUACUAUCAUAACAUUGUGAAAUUAUAUUGAUGGAUUUUUGGUUGAAAUAAAGAGGCCAUAACAAUUUUUUUUACGUGGCUAUACAGCUGUAGUACAUACCUCUCAGUUACCCUACUCCAGUGGCUGUUUUUUUCUUCAGAAUGGAGUUGAGAUACAUACAUUGUGAUUUUCAGUAUCUCUUCCUUUGGCAUCUUUCUGGUUGAUAAAUGUUUCUGGAACAUGAGCUGGUUCUUACACUUUCAAGGUAGGGUUGUACUCCGGUGACUAAAAAUUCCAGAGGUGUAUUCUGAUGUCCGACUUUCAGUGAACUUCACAAACUUUGAAGCAAAUUGUGAGAUUUGAGAAGGAGCCCACAGUCCAUGGGUUCUCCUGCAGUCUAGUCUGGUUGCAUGCGUUGGCAUUCAUAAAACAAAUCUGCACAAUCAUACCUGUGAGUGCUUUCUUUCCCCCUUGAAAUCAUGUGAGAA